GAUAUUACAUCAGCAGGACGCAACAAACCGAAACUGAAAGAACAGUACCACUACAAGAAAUUAAGGAAUGAAUUUAUUUUCUAUACUAACUCUACUUCAUUUACUGAAGGUGGUAUGUGCAGGUACUCACUCCCUGUGGUACUUUAUCACAUUUACUUCUGGCCCAAGCCCCUUCCCAGAGCUGGUGAUUGUGGGCAUGUUGGAUGAUGUUCCAGUGCAUUACUACGACAGCGUUGACAGGGUGGUGAUCCUGCGGCAUAACUGGCACAAGGAAGAGGACCGUGAAGUCUAUGCACAUAUUAAACAUGCGGCCAUCACACGGACCACUCGCUGCCUCAAAAACAGAUUUCAAUUCAUGAUGGAGAAUUUUAAUCACAGUGUUUCACUCCACACAUACCAGAAAAUCGCCGGGUGUGAGCUGGAUGAUGACGGCACAGAGAGGUUCCAAGUGAAGGACUCCUACAAUGGGGUGGAUGUGCUCUUUUAUGAUACUCAGACUAAUGCCUGGAGUUCUGUUGUCCCAGGAAUGUGGAACAACCUUUGGCUAAUUGAAGCCAAGAAAGGGAUAUUUGACCAGAUUUACAAAACUACGUGCAUACAAAUUUUGAAGAGCUACCUUCAUCAUGGAAGAGGUAUACUGGGACAAAGAGUGAGUCCCAGGAUUAGAGUUUUGCGGAAACAAGUUGGCGGUGCUGGUGGGGUAAAGGUAACCUGUCUGGCAACGGGAUUCUACCCCAGACACAUCGAGGUGACCUUGAAGAGGGAUAAACAGCCUGUUCCGGAGCAGGAGCUGAUCAGAGGUGAUAUUCUGCCAAAUGGAGACGGGACGUACCAACUGAGGAUGAGCCUGAGUGUCAGUGCGGAAGAGCUGAGAGAGGGACACCGCUACACCUGUAGUGUUAGACAUGUCAGCAUGGACAACAAGCUGGACAUUGCCUGGGACUCACAGCCAAAGCCAGGCGUUGCGCUGAUUUCAAGAGCAUCGGUCGCGGCUCUGAUUGCCAUUCUGCUCAUCAUCACUGCCAUCUUCAUCUUGAAGAAGAGAAAGAGCAAGGUGCCAGAAUGCAAUAGCCCUGGGAUUAACGAAGAAGAAAUGGAAAAGAUCCAUGCUGCUGAAGGGGCAGAAAAAGAUGCGGAAGAAUGUGUGCAGCUGGAAAGACAGGAAGAGUGAAAGAUAUUCACAUCAGGGGUAAAGAUGUAUAUAUUCACAUCAGGGGUACAAAGCCAAACAUCAUUCGCAAUUUAGCUAAAUAUUGCAAGAAGGGAAGGCAAAAUAUACUACUAUCAGCAAAUCCAAGUAGGGUUCCCAUUAAGACCUAUGAGGUUCUAGUUCUAUUAACAAUGCAGAGCCUAAUAGUCCAGUUUGCUAACUAAUUUUUCUGAUUAGCUAGAGGGCUGCUAUGUCUGCUGGUUUUUGAUGUGUUCGUGCACUUAAGUCAUCGACCCUGUUUACACUUGGUUUUAAAAUGCGUCUCAGGCGAUCGGAUCACAAGUGGCAAGCGCUAAAUACAAGUGUAAACGACCACCAAGACGCAUUGUGAUCCGAUCACUCAAACCACUUGCCGAGGUGGUCUGGGACGCAUUCGACCACAUAUCUUUUUUAGUGUAAACGCUAAUGCGUCCUGAUGCGUCCCCGACAAGGACGUAACAGGAAAAUACGUCAUCAGUGCAAUUUUUCGUCUUGUCCUGCGCCCUUUUGCAAGUCGCAAAUGAUUUUGUCCUGCCAGUCUCAACAGUUGGAAUAGCCCGUACAUGUAUGUUAGUCCUUGAAACAUUUUUGUUUUCUUAGCUAGCCCGUGCGAAACAAAUCUGGCGCUUGUCUGGUGACAGACUUUUGACUUCUAGCAGAAGUGACAUAGGCAGUAACUAAAUCUGAACCCAAGUGGUCAGCUGGACACCUUGGAGACGCAUGAUAGACACAGGUGUGAAUGGCAAUGUGUCUCGGCUGUCCACUUGUGUUUGGAUCACCAAAACACAUUUUAAAACCAAGUGUAAACAGGGUCAUCAAUUGGCUAAAGUUUCCAAGGCUCAGGCACGUGCACAGAUAGACCUCAAGGGGGGCUUGAGCCCCUGCCCUUUUGCCCUCUCACUCGACGAGUGCCCUUUUGGUUGGUGGUAAUUAAUGUGUAAUUACAGUGUAAUUAAUUUUACAAUGUAAAAUAAUUUUUAAAAUCUUAUUUGUGAACACUAUUUUCAAAACAUAAUAAUAACAACAACAACAAAAACCACAACAACCACAACCACAGACCAACCACCACAAACCAACACAAACCAACAACCAACAACCAAUUUUAUUCAUAAUGUAUUGUUCAUACAGACAAACACUAGAUUCAGAUAACUGUUUUAACAUAUACUAUAUAUUUUUAUAUUUAAGUGUAACAGCUGAAUUGCAGAUCCACUAUAAAUGAUUUGGCAAUUGACACUUGACACUUUGAUGUGACACAUAAAUUUAGAACGACCACAUUCUCUUCAGAUGGUAAGAUGGAAAAACACAGGGCCAAGUUACAUGAAAUGAUUUAGGAAACAUUGGGUAGCAUUGCUUUGGAAUAGAGCUUGUUUAAUUUGUGUAAGCUAAGAUAGCCAAUAUCUUAGCUUAUCAACAUCAAUGUUUGUUUUAACUUGGCCCCAUUUUGAUAUCAAUACUUUUAAUCGCAGGCCUAGGUUCUGCAAGUUUUUUUUUUAUUUUAAUGACUUAUAAUUAAUUUUUUGUAUGUGUGAGUAACUUGGCCUUUUUGUACGUUGAAAACGUGUUUUUUUUAAGAUAUCAUUUAUUUUUGUACUGUGCAUACAUGCAAACACACAUACAUUCUUGCUAAAAGAAACACAUAAGCCUAGAUUCAGUCAUUUUUCUGUUAACAUGAAUUACAAAUAAAUGGAAGUGUAAUUUUUUUUGAUA
Messenger RNA from Anguilla rostrata (American eel), 2896 nucleotides. Its product is annotated as hereditary hemochromatosis protein homolog. The record is from RefSeq and is a predicted model, not a curated record. Bases 68 to 1171 code for a protein of 367 amino acids. The transcript has 5 exons. Lineage: Eukaryota; Metazoa; Chordata; Actinopteri; Anguilliformes; Anguillidae. Gene Ontology annotation, cellular component: external side of plasma membrane. Gene Ontology annotation, biological process: immune response.